AGUACGAGUAUACGUACUAUAAUAUACUCGAGCAGCUCGCGCGUUUAUUUAAUUAGGGAUAUUUUUUUGCCCACUUUGAGAGUUUUUUUCUCUCUUUUUUCUGUUACGUCGUAUACUAUUUUUUACUCUCUUUUUUCGCCCCUCGCAAGCUCGUAAUUCGUAUAGUAAGUACGUUAUAUAUGUUCGAUUUAUAGUCGGUGCGUCAGCCCGUACCUACGUUAAAUUAGCUACAUAAUCGAGUAAUCGAACCGGUUUACUUUUGGUUUAUUUGAUUGUUUUCCUCUCGACGACGACGACGACGAUUGCGUUCUACAGCGAGAGAGACAAGGCGAAGCUUCCCUUCGUCGUCGAGUUUUCCAAACCGCGAAAACCACACAGUGAGUCGAAAUGAAGGAAAUUUUUCCGUAGUCGCCUUCGCCUAUCAACAGGUGUGCAGAGUGUGGCGUUAUAACGUGCUCUUACCCUGCCCCAUGCCCCUUUCGCACCGCCUCGCGGAUUCCAGCGUGAAUUUAAUGCCUGAUAUGCAUGCGCCGGCGACUCGACUCGCCGUAAUCUGACGUUUUGAGAGAAAAGUAUCGUAUGUAUCUACGAGAAGGCGUGCAUUCUUCUCGCUGACUGACGGUGGUGGCUGGAAGUGGAUAUCUUACGACUUACGACCGACCGAAUACCGACUCGACUCGACUCGUCGCGACCAAAUUUUCUCAACAAGUUAUUACAGAACACUGAUACGACGGACGUGGGGAGAAAAAUUGGCCGAAAAAACCGAGAAAUCCAAGUUGUGGCAUUCGCGAUGUGAGUGAGAGACUUAAAACACGUCGUCGUCGUAGUCAACUUUUCAGUUCAACGUGUAAUUUUCGGCUCGCUUAUCGCGUGUGCUGGUUGUGUGCUUUUUCAACACUGUGUUCCUCUAGUUUUUUUUCCUGUCUUUAUCAGUAUUCGCACGAUAGUUCGACCGGCGUGACGAAGGCUCGUUGAUAUUUUUCCAAGAAAUUUUUUAUCAAAAGUUCGACUUUUUGGAAAAAAUUUUUCCUCCUCGGUUGAAAAUUUUUCGCGAAGAAAUUCUCAAAUUGUGUACGUUGUGGAUUUUCGGGAGUGUUUUUUUCUGCUCUUUUCUGGAUUGGAGCUUUUUUUGGGACCAGGAAUUGUUCGUAGUUGCAGAUAUUCAAUUGUUGUGGAGAGCUGGGAAAUCUGAUCUUGCAGCGAAAACGUCUUAAGAUCGCUCGAUACAGACAUGUUCACGUCGUACCCGUACCGUUGGCCAAUAUCGUUCGUUUGAUCGCUCUUCGCUCAUCGAAAGCCAUCAUCGUUAUCGCACGUAAUGCUAUCGUUCAUCAUAGUACCUGAACCGAUUACCACGUCAUCAUCGUCAUCGUCCAGCUUGACCUUACCGAUCACCGAGUACCAGUUCACAUUACAGUCGCGUUCAUCCAAACGUACUCGUCCCUAUUCGCAUCUCCAUCUUAGUACAUCCGAUUCACGAGUAAGAGUAAAUGUCGAAUUCAACCAAUUCAACGAGUUCAUCGGAAUCAGCAGAUAUCACGAGUGAAAUCGGUCUAGUAUUACAUCACUUCUGCAACGGCGCUAUGAACUCGGAAAACGACACCGUCGUCAUCACCGACCCAAUCGCUCAUUUCAGAGCGUUGAAAGCAAAAUGCAUUCAAGACCUGCUGAAGGAAAUCUUCAAGCAUCACAACAUCACCGAAUCCGAUUACGGCCUGAUUUUCAAUCUGACCGGACGCGAGGCUUCGCAACUUUUACAAGACAAACUGAUGCCAGGCGAGUCGAUCAGCUGUUAUUGUAGCAAUCUACAUACCUUCUCGAUAUGGUAUCAACGAAUUCACGGUUAUAUGAGCUUCUUCGUUUGUAUCGUCGGUGUGAUUUCAAACAUUUUGAAUAUAAUCGUACUCAGUAGACGUGAAAUGUCCGUGUUACCUAUUAAUCGCAUCCUUCGCGGAUUAGCCUUCACCGAUAUCGUACUGAUGGUCGAGUAUAUUCCGUUUAUAUUUUUCUAUUAUUUUCGAGUGUCGCCCGAAGCAGUGCAUUCGUAUUACGGGACGGUGUACAUCUGGUUGCAUGUGAAUUUCACUCAAAUCAUGCACACGAUAUCGAUAUUCAUGACGUUGGCUUUGGCGUUCUGGAGAUACAGCGCUAUUAAGUAUCCUCAACGAAACGUGAGCAUAUCAUCGGACCGUAAAUGCAAUCGUUGCAUAAUGAUCGCGUACCUGCUACCGUUCAUCUUCUGUCUUCCGGCUUACCUGAUAUUCGACGUAACCGAACAUCCUCGAUUCAGCGUCACCGAAAGCGGCGAAAAUCGCACCGAGAAAGAGUACGCUCUGGACUUCAGCGCUCUAGCGUUGAAAAACAACGAGAUGUUUUUCUACCUGUACUUUUGGAUAUACUUUGUGAUCAUCAAGCUGGUACCGUGCGUCAUACUGACCAUAAUCACGUGCUGGCUCAUUCGUACGCUGAGGAUAGCCUCCGAAAGGCGUAACAUGCUGAAACGCAAGAGUUACCUGGCCCCCUCUCAUACCACCAUCACUUCGAACAAUACGGUCGAAAAUAGCGUCAUACAUAAUCACGAGAAUACCUCGCUAUGCCCGAACGAGGUCGUCAGAAAGAAGAAACAUCGCAGGAUCGAUCGCACCACCAAUAUAUUGAUCGCCGUGCUGUCUUUGUUUAUACUUACGGAGCUUCCUCAAGGUAUUCUGGGCCUGCUCAGUGUCGUCUGGGGUAAGAAGUUCUUCAAAACGUGCUACGACUCGUUGGGUGAUCUCAUGGAUAUCUUGGCGUUGUUCAAUGGAGCCGUUAAUUUCAUUUUGUAUUGUACGAUGAGCAAGCAGUUCCGUAAGACGUUCGGGCAGCUGUUUAAACCUACACUGUUGACUAAUCUCAUACAAACGCAAGAAAUCGAAAUGGUUACGACUAAUGUGUGAGAUAGGACAUUCGUCUGAUGCUCGGGUGAAGUAAGUCUGCCGUCUGGGUCGAGUUGAGACCGAGGUGAUUUUCAAUCCGAUUGUCGUGGUUUUGAUGUGGGAGCUGGUGAUGUGCGAAUCAAAGUACAGUUCCUAAGGUCCUAGAGUCUGUCUUGAGAAGCUUGUCUUGUCAAAUUGAGAUUUGUAAAGGAGUAGCUGAUGAGGAUCUGUGCAGAAAAGAUGACUAUAAAAUCUCCUGCUGAUGAUACUGCAUGUAGAAAUAUCAAAGAAAUUGAGGCCUCUAAGUAAUGCUUAAUAUUUGAAAGAUUUUAAGCUUAAUUUUUGGAAAAAUGACUCAAAAAAUCGGUAGAUCAAAAAGGGGUCGAGUUCCUGGAAUAAUUGGAGAAUUUUUGAAAAGUUUUGCUCCGGUUUUGAGAGAUGGGAGGCUAUAGAGGCUUUUCGAUGGAAAGAAGUAGUAUUUUUGAGAGCUACAUACAAAGAAGGGGUAUAAUUUGUGAACUUGAGAUGGUUUUUUUGAAGUUUUGAUUUCAUUUUGAGGGAGGGUGCUGUAGGCCUUCCAUUUGAGAGAAUUUCUCGAGAAAUUCAAUGUUCUCGUAAAAAUGUUUUUUGAGCAUUUUUGGAGAAUUUUAAGCCGAAAAUUGGGUCAUAAUUUUCGGAGUAUUUUUGAAAGUGUCAGGUGACUCAUUUAAAGUGGAGUAGAAUUUUGCUGGUAAUUUGAAUAUUUCGUCGAAAAUGUUUUUCAAGCAUUUUUGACGAAUUUUAGGACCCAAAUUGAGUCGAGAUUUUUUUUUGGGGGGGGGGGGGAUUGAAAAAGGUGUCAUUCGAUCUAUUGAAAAAUGUUUGUUGAAAUUUCAACGAAAAAUCAAAAAUUUCGAUAAAAACUUUUUUCGAGCAGUUUUGAAAUUUUUUGACCCCAAACAUAAGUCUUGAUUUUUAGGAUCUUUGAAAAAAUUGAUUUUGAGGAAAAAUGAAUUUGGGUCAAGAUUUUUGAGAUUUUUGAAAAUACAAUCAUUGCCUGUCAAAAUGGGUUAAAAUUUCGGCAGAAAAUCGAAAAUUUCUAUGAAGACAUUUUUUGAACAGUUUGGAAGCGUUUUGAGCCCAAAAUUGGAUCAUGACUUUGGGGAGUUUUCUGAAAAGGUCUCAUUUCGACCUAUCAAAAGGGUAUGCAUUUUUGCGAUAAAUUCAAGAAUUUCAACUAAAAUAUUUUUGGAGCAUUUUUGAAGAAUUUUGAGCUCAAAUUGGAUUAAAAUUUUACGACAUAUACGACAGAAAAAAAUGUUGAGCAAUUUUUGAAGAAUUUCGACCUCAAUAUGAAGUCUUGAUUUUUGAAAUUUUCAAACAAAUUAAUUUCGAGUAAAAAUUAACUUGAGUCAAGAUUUUUGAGAUUUUUGAAAGCAUCUCAUUACCUGUCAAAAUGGGUUAAAAUUUCGGCUGAAAAUCGAAAAUUUUUAUGAAGACAUUUUUUGAGCGUUUUGAGCCCAAAAUUGGAUCAUGACUUUGGGGAGUUUUCUGAAAAGGUGUCAUUUCAACCUAUCAAAAGCGUAUGCAUUUUUGCGAUAAAUUCAAGUAUAUUUCAACUAAAAUAUUUUUCGAUCUUUGUUGUAGAAUUUUGAGCUCAAACUGGAUUAAAAUUUUACGAAAAUUUCAAACAUAUACGACAGAAAAAAAUGUUGAGCAAUUUUUGAAGAAUUUAAACCUCAAUAAAUGAAGUCUUGAUUUUUGGCAUUUUCAUACAAAUUAAUUUCGAGUAAAAAUUAAAUUGAGUCAAGAUUUUUGACAUUUUUGAAAGUAUCAUUCUACCUGUCAAAAUGGGUUAAAAUUUCGCCAGAAGAUCAAAAAUUUCUAUGAAGACAUUGUUUGAACAGUUUGGAAGCGUUUUGAGCCCAAAAUUGGAUCAUGACUUUGGGGAGUUUUCUGAAAAGGUCUCAUUUCAACCUAUCAAAAGGGUAUGAAUUUUUGCGAUAAAUUCAAGUACAUAUGUAUAUUUCAACUGAAAUAUUUUUCGAUCAUUGUUGUAGAAUUUUGAGCUCAAACUGGAUUCAAAUUUUACGAAAACUUCAAACAUGUACAGCAGAAAAAAAUGUUGAGCAAUUUUUGAAGAAUUUCAACCUCAGUAUAUGAAGUCAUAAUUUUUGGGAUUUUUGAAAAAAGAAGUCAUGCGAUUGUGACCUAUUAAAAUAAGGGAAAAUUUAUGCAGAAAAUUGAAAUUUUUUAUCAAGACUUCUUUUUAAGCAGUUUGAAAGAAUUUUGAGCUCAACAUUUAGGUCACAUGAUUUUUGGUAUUUUUUCAAAAAUGUCGUGUGACCUAUCAAACUGAAUUAAAAUUUUGUGAAAAUUUUGAAAAUUACGACGAAAAAACAAUUUGAGCAUUUUGAAGAAUUUUGACCUGAAUAUCGAACCGUUUUUUUUGGCGGGGGGGGGGGGGGGGGGGAAAAACAAAAAAAAAAAAACAAAAAAAAAUGAUAAUAAUUAAAUAACCGAACGGAAGAUAACAUGCUCAUGCUGAAUGAAAAUAAAACACUUAAUUCUCUAUCAAAAAUAGUGAAAAUGUAGUCGAAUUUAUCAGUUUUAGGAGCAAACAUGCUCAAAACGUGUUCGUGGUUCUUUUACUUGCCUUAAUUUAUGACAAAAUAAUACGAAAAUUCGUUCUUUUUCCAACGAGGAAAUGUACUCGUACAUUUGCAAAAACUGGUUGAUCUUUUCUUCAAUUAUUUACCUCACCUUUGGCGGAUUUUCCAACGCCACAAUUGGAAGAUUCCUGCCAUUCAGUGGACUUUACCCGAUACCUCUCAAAACCCCAGGCCCCAUUAACAUAGAAGUCAGCGAGGUGAAAAAUAUCACAACUUUUCCAGUAAUUCUUUUGGUCAAUGGAUAUGAAAAAGCUUUUCUCAAAAAUACCGGAUAUUCGGCUGAAGUCUUCUUGAAUCAAGCCAAAACAUCGAAUCUCAUAAUUGGAGGGGUAUUGGGUAUAAACUUGUACGUUCUGGAAAAGAUUCGAUUUUAUUGGGCCGGUAGUUUCGACGGAAUUUCCACCAACUCGGUGAAUGGUAAAAAUGGCACACCGUUGGAAGUUUACAUUUAUUAUUACAACGUGAAGUACGGAUCACUUCGUAACGCUUUUAAUUUUCGAAACGGCGUCGUCCAACUCACAUUUCGUAUAUUUGUCAAGGGAUCGAUUCCAAAUCCAGCAUUUACUCCAUUGGUGAAAACUUUCAAAAAAAUCCAGAAAGCCGGCUCAACAACCGAUCUCCUUCUUCUAGAUGCUUUCCAGUUCUAUCUCCAUUUCCCUCCUACAACACAUUAUUUCGUUUAUCCGGGAGCUUAUGGCAAUGAAUCGACUGGAGCAUCUUAUUCUUGCGCCACUGUCAUUGUCACUUCUCUGAAUCCGACUCAUUUUAUAUCGAAACAACAGUUCCGAGAAACGUUUCUGUCAUUACUCGAUUAUAACGAGAAGCCUUUGAUUAAUCGAGUUGAACAAGUUCCAGUUGGAAGAAGACCAGUAGUGCAAUCUCGAGGAAUAUUGAAAAUACCAAAUUUAGUUAAAAUACCAUCUAUACUAGGACAUUGAAAAAUAAAUAUUUGAUAUCGAGACAACAUAAAA
Messenger RNA from Planococcus citri (citrus mealybug), 6534 nucleotides. RefSeq names its product G-protein coupled receptor dmsr-1-like. The record is from RefSeq and is a predicted model, not a curated record. Gene Ontology annotation, molecular function: G protein-coupled peptide receptor activity. The coding region runs from base 1491 to 2933 and encodes 480 amino acids. The transcript has 10 exons. NCBI's taxonomy places the organism in Eukaryota, Metazoa, Arthropoda, Insecta, Hemiptera, Pseudococcidae. Gene Ontology annotation, cellular component: plasma membrane. Gene Ontology annotation, biological process: G protein-coupled receptor signaling pathway.